CUGAAACUCCAUCGUGAUGGGAAAAAGAAUAUGUUGGCGGUUAUUUCGAAAGGUUACUUCACACGAGGUCAGACUUGUCCUGAAAUCCGAGGAAAAAGAAGUGGAAGAAAAAAAUAGGUAAAGAUGGCCGAUCAAACGUGAUUCAGCGGUCGGCGAUGCACGCCCCGAAACAGACCGGUCUCCUUCUUGGUUCCGGGAAUUCGUACUCCGCCAAUGGGACUUCCAGCAUCGGCUCCAUUCACGGCCAGUAUUCUGCUGGAACGUGACGACAUUACUCGGGAAAUACCUUGGCAAUUUUAUGUACUCAUUCGCCGGGGAAAAAUACUGGAAAUCCUUUCGCAAUUGUUUGGUGAAUUAUUAGGAUUUUUGCGAAAUUUGUAAAAAAUAAGCGGAGAAAAGAUCUGUUAAAAGGUUGCUGUGCAAAGUGUUUAUUCCGUAGUUUUGUAUCUUACAAGAGAUUGCGAUGUAACUUAGUGAACGCCUUGAUACACCGAUGUUGCGUCAGGAUUACGCGUGAUUAUCGUCCAUUACGAAUGUUGCGUUUAUCUAAAGGGUUAUCCUAAUUGAGUGUCACAUCUUCAAAUUGAAAUAAAACGCAAAGUAUUUGAGAUUUGUGUAGUUUUUUUAACACAAAGUCUACUUUACGACAUUAAUCAUGAAAGACAAUAUCAUUCAAGUAUCCUCCUGGGCUUUUUCCACGAGAUCAAUGCGUUUGAUCCAAUUUUCCAUUAAAUUUUCACACAAUUGAAAUUCAGCUCGACAGUAGUCUUUGGACUAAGUUUUAGACUUCACUUUUCAAAAAUUCCCUUAGAGAAAGGUCUUGGUAGCCAAUUGAUGUUUCCUCCUCGUGAAAUUACGCGUCCAUUAAAUUUGGUCAAACGCAUCGGACACGUGGAAAAAAGCAGAGAAGGACACUUGAGUAAGUAAAGCUUAGUUUGUGUUAAAAUAAAAAAACCCUACAAAUCUCAAAUCCUUUGCGUUUUAUUUCAAUUUGAAGAUGUGACACUCAAUUUGGAUAACCCUUUACUUCCGGGAGAGUAAUGUUAACCGGGGAAAAACCCUUCCCUUCCGCUUUCUCUUUGGCAACUAACUCUGCUCCAACGAUUUACCAGAGAAAUCGAUGAAUCCCGAUGACGCAUGCCGCUCGUUUCAUGGAAAUACAUGAAUCGUAUCAUGUACGAGUCACGCCGAUCUCAGAUGUCAUUGCCUGCUGCUCUGCUUGAGAAUGAACAUCGUUUGGCAAUUAAAACUUGUCGGUAAUAUUUCCAAAAGGAUCGCAGCAAACAGGAACAACAGGAACAGGUUUCUUGCAUCGAAGAAACAAUGAUUUUAAUCAUUACAAAAUUAACCUUUGAAGAUAAUACUUCUUCUUCUAAUACUUCUAACUCUAGAGGAGUAGAAUUCGAAAGAAAAUAAAAGAUUUUUCAAAAUCACCUAAGAUCCACGUGAAAUAAGGAAUUUAUGUAAUAAAAAACGAAUGGUCGUCUGAUGUACCACACAUGUGCAUGAAUCAUCUUUCCUUGAAUACCAGGAACACCGAAUCAUGUUUGUCCACCCGGCAGAAAAUGAGACGAUGAUUUCUUCGACGUAAAGAUCGGUUGAAAAAUCAAGCUACGUGUUUCGUGGCGAAGAAAUCGAGUGAGGGAUACCCGCUGAACGAGGAUCACGCUCGAGAAAGACUUUCGAACGUGUUCGCGUUAGCAUCGAGUAUAAAUCGCACGAAUUAUCUGUCUCUCGAGCGAUCUGAUUUUCCUCUUUAUCUGUCUGCGACGAAUGAACAGAUUCUGAGAGCCAUGCACGAAUUGGCGAUACAUUGGAAAGCGAAGUGGAAAUUCAUAAAAAAUCUGGAAGAGAUAUCGAUCGAAGAGGACGAAAUGGAGACUGAGCCGGUGAUGGUCCCGUCUGAUCCGUCGGAGUGGAAUUCGAACCAUAUAGCAUCAUGGAUCUCAUGGUGUAGUCGUGCGUUUUCUAUGAAAUCACCCCCGGACCCCGGGAAAUUUCCGUCGACGGGAAAGGAGUUGCUGAAAUUGUCGUCUGACUUUUGGCAAGGAAUUCCUGGCGGUAAAAUUUUCGCGAAACACCUCGGGUACCUUCAGUUUCAAGUAACCGGUAUACAAACGCCAGAUUUAUUGCAAGAGGAAAAAAUCGAUGAAAGGUUCAGCCUCCUACAACGGUCUUGCUCGUUGAUUGGAUCAACAGCUGGAGCCAGCGGUUCCGGGGCGGUCGGAGGCGGACAAGUUCAACUCUGGCAAUUCCUGCUGGAGCUACUCUCGGAUUCGUCGAAUUCAUCCUGCAUCGCGUGGGAAGGUUCCAACGGGGAGUUUAAACUUACCGAUCCGGAUGAGGUUGCUCGGAGAUGGGGCGAACGGAAGAGCAAACCGAACAUGAACUACGACAAACUGUCGCGGGCACUCAGGUACUAUUACGACAAGAAUAUAAUGACGAAAGUGCACGGGAAACGCUAUGCUUACAAAUUCGAUUUUCAUGGACUGAUGAUGGCUUGCCAGGCACAAGCUGGCGUCACGCUGGAAACGUCCUCGUCAUCCCGAAGUACAGGAACAAAUUGUCACCCUCAUCAUUCGCAUCAUGCUCAUCAUUUAUAUCCAACAGGAGCAUCAAAUUCGCAACAUUCUUCGGUAUCAGCACAUCCACCACCGCCUCCGCCACCUCCGCCUCAUUACUGUUGGCCUUAUCAUAGAUAUUCUCCACCGACAUAACAUUGUUUUUUAUUUGUGACAACCUGCCCAAUUCCCUGACACAUGAGAUACUCCUAUAUUUAAUGUAAGAUACACUUAAGAUUAAGAAGGACACGAGUACAAUUAAGAAAUGAUUGUAUACUUAUUUGUAAGGAAGAAAGAUUGUUGUAAAUAUAAAUCUCUUAUAAUAUUUAGGUAAAUGUAUUUAAAGCAAUAGCGGUGAUUCUGUGUGUUUUAUUUAAUAUU
This is a messenger RNA of Osmia lignaria (orchard mason bee), 2942 nucleotides long. Its product is annotated as transcriptional regulator ERG homolog. Lineage: Eukaryota; Metazoa; Arthropoda; Insecta; Hymenoptera; Megachilidae. The record is from RefSeq and is a predicted model, not a curated record. Gene Ontology annotation, cellular component: nucleus. Gene Ontology annotation, molecular function: sequence-specific DNA binding; DNA-binding transcription factor activity, RNA polymerase II-specific. Gene Ontology annotation, biological process: cell differentiation; regulation of transcription by RNA polymerase II.